GCUGACUCCGCACCCCGCUGCACUACCCGACUCCCACCUACCCCGUCCCUGCUCCGUCCUUCGUCCCCACCCCACCCGACCCCGUCCCUUCCUCGGUCCCUCCUCUGAUCUCUCCCGUUCCUCCUUUCCUAGACCAGCCUCCUAUUCCCCCUUCCUAACCCCUGAACCCUCAUCCCCCUCGAAAGCUCCUCCUGCCCACCUCGCCCUAUCCCCAACGUCCAGCCCCUUUAACAGCUGUCUCUUCCCAGUUUCAGAACGGCAUCUUCAAGUUCCCUCCCCGAUGAACCGGAAGUGCGUCAUGAGGAGGCGCCGCGAGGCUCAUUUGGCGCGCGCGCCCUGAGUAGUGGAUCUGAGCUAAUUUUUUGGGUCCUUUCUUAUUUCUUCUUGGGUUUUUACUUUUUCUGGAUUCUGGUGGCUAAGAUUUUCAAGAUGCCGUCGUCUUUGCUGGGCGCGGUGAUGCCGGCGUCCACGUCGGCCGCAGCCCUGCAGGAAGCUCUGGAAAAUGCUGGGCGGCUCAUCGACCGUCAGUUGCAAGAAGACCGCAUGUACCCGGACCUUUCCGAGCUGCUCAUGGUGCCUUCUCCAAAUAAUCCCACUGUUUCAGGCAUGUCAGAUAUGGAUUAUCCUCUACAAGGACCUGGUUUGCUGUCCGUGCCCAACCUUCCAGAGAUCAGUUCUAUCAGAAGAGUUCCUCUCCCACCUGAACUUGUUGAACAGUUUGGACAUAUGCAGUGUAACUGCAUGAUGGGUGUGUUCCCACCUAUCAGCAGAGCUUGGCUUACAAUUGAUAGUGACAUAUUCAUGUGGAACUAUGAGGAUGGAGGAGACCUUGCCUAUUUCGAUGGACUUAGUGAGACUAUUCUUGCUGUGGGGCUUGUGAAACCAAAACCUGGCAUCUUUCAACCACAUGUACGACACCUCCUGGUUUUGGCAACACCUGUAGAUAUAGUAAUUCUUGGACUCAGCUAUGCUAAUUUGCAAACAGGUUCUGGAAUUCUUAAUGACAGUAUGUCUGGUGGAAUGCAGUUACUUCCAGAUCCUUUAUAUUCUCUUCCCACUGAUAAUACUUACCUUUUAACAAUAACUUCCACUGAUAAUGGCAGAAUUUUCUUGGCUGGAAAGGAUGGCUGUUUAUAUGAAGUAGCAUACCAAGCAGAAGCAGGUUGGUUUAGCCAAAGAUGCAGGAAAAUAAACCACUCAAAGAGCCCACUUUCUUUCCUUGUUCCUUCCUUGCUACAAUUCACAUUCUCUGAAGAUGAUCCUAUUGUGCAAAUUGCAAUUGAUAAUUCUAGAAAUAUUUUAUAUACACGAUCUGAGAAAGGAGUGAUACAGGUUUAUGAUUUGGGUCAAGAUGGACAAGGAAUGAGCAGAGUUGCCUCAGUUUCCCAGAAUGCUAUUGUCUCUGCUGCUGGUAACAUUGCUAGGACCAUUGAUCGUUCGGUUUUUAAGCCAAUUGUUCAGAUAGCAGUGAUUGAAAAUUCUGAAUCAUUGGACUGUCAAUUAUUGGCUGUCACACAUACAGGUAUUAGGCUAUAUUUCAGUACUUGUCCAUUCAGACAGCCAUUGGCACGGCCUAAUACUCUGACGCUAGUUCAUGUCCGCUUACCUCCUGGCUUCUCAGCAUCUUCAACAGUGGAAAAGCCUUCCAAAGUACAUAAAGCUCUUUAUAGUAAAGGUAUUCUACUGAUGGCAGCCUCAGAAAAUGAGGAUAAUGAUAUUUUAUGGUGUGUCAACCAUGAUACUUUUCCUUUCCAAAAACCAAUGAUGGAAACCCAGAUGACAACCCGUGUUGAUGGUCAUUCUUGGGCUCUUUCUGCAAUAGAUGAAUUGAAAGUAGAUAAAAUAAUUACACCCUUAAAUAAGGAUCAUAUUCCAAUAACUGACUCACCAGUUGUUGUACAACAACACAUGUUACCUCCAAAGAAAUUUGUUCUCCUCUCGGCACAGGGGAGUCUUAUGUUUCAUAAACUCAGACCUGUAGAUCAACUGAGGCAUCUCCUUGUGAGUAAUGUUGGUGGAGAUGGAGAAGAAAUUGAAAGAUUCUUUAAAUUACAUCAGGAAGACCAAGCUUGUGCAACUUGCCUUAUUCUUGCUUGCUCCACUGGUGCCUGUGAUAGAGAAGUAUCUGCUUGGGCAACUCGGGCUUUCUUCAGGUAUGGUGGUGAAGCGCAGAUGAGAUUUCCAACUACUCUGCCCCCUCCGAGUAAUGUUGGUCCCAUCUUGGGGUCUCCUGUCUAUUCUAGUUCUCCUGUUCCUAGUGGUAGUCCUUAUCCAAAUCCAUCUUUUUUGGGAACACCAACUCAAGGUAUACAGCCCCCUGCCAUGUCAACUCCAGUGUGUGCUAUGGGAAACCCAGCAACUCAGGCCACAAGUAUGAGUUGUGUGACUGGACCAGAGAUUGUGUACUCUGGGAAACACAAUGGUAUUUGCAUUUACUUUUCUCGAAUCAUGGGAAACAUUUGGGAUGCUAGCUUAGUUGUGGAGAGAGUGUUCAAGAGUGGCAACAGAGAGAUCACUGCAAUUGAAAGCAGUGUUCCCUGCCAACUGCUAGAGUCAGUGCUACAGGAACUAAAAGGUUUGCAGGAAUUUCUAGACAGAAAUUCCCAAUUUGCAGGAGGACCACUAGGAAAUCCAAAUACUACUGCCAAAGUACAGCAAAGGUUGAUAGGAUUCAUGCGUCCUGAAAACGGAAAUACCCAACAAAUGCAACAGGAACUGCAGAGGAAAUUUCAUGAGGCUCAAUUGAGUGAAAAGAUUUCACUUCAGGCAAUCCAGCAAUUGGUUCGAAAAUCAUACCAGGCUUUGGCUUUAUGGAAACUUCUCUGUGAACAUCAAUUCACUGUCAUUGUAGGAGAACUUCAGAAGGAAUUUCAGGAGCAGUUGAAGAUCACCACCUUUAAAGAUCUCGUAAUCAGGGAUAAAGAACUCACAGGGGCAUUAAUUGCUUCUCUUAUCAACUGCUACAUCAGAGAUAAUGCUGCUGUUGAUGGCAUUAGUUUACAUUUACAAGAUAUCUGCCCACUUCUGUAUAGCACUGAUGAUGCAGUUUGUUCUAAGGCAAAUGAACUUCUCCAGCGUUCCCGACAAGUUCAAAAUAAGACUGAAAAGGAAAGAAUGUUAAGGGAAUCAUUAAAGGAAUAUCAAAAAAUCAGCAAUCAAGUAGACCUUUCCAAUGUUUGUAUUCAAUAUAGACAAGUGCGUUUUUAUGAAGGUGUGGUGGAACUCUCUCUUACUGCUGCAGAGAAAAAAGAUCCUCAGGGUCUUGGACUUCAUUUCUAUAAACAUGGAGAACCAGAAGAAGAUAUAGUUGGACUUCAAGCCUUCCAAGAAAGGUUAAACAGUUACAAGUGCAUUACAGAUACACUUCAAGAACUGGUAAAUCAAAGUAAAGCUGCUCCUCAGUCUCCCAGUGUACCCAAAAAACCUGGUCCUCCAGUGUUGUCAUCUGAUCCCAAUAUGCUGAGUAAUGAAGAAGCAGGACAUCAUUUUGAACAAAUGCUUAAAUUGGCUCAGAGAUCCAAAGAUGAGCUCUUUAGUAUUGCCCUUUAUAAUUGGCUAAUACAGGCUGACCUUGCAGAUAAGCUGCUACAGGUCGCUUCUCCAUUUCUGGAGCCACAUUUAGUCCGAAUGGCCAAAGUUGAUCAAAACAAAGUUCGUUAUAUGGAUUUACUCUGGAGGUAUUAUGAGAAGAACAGAAGCUUUAGUAAUGCUGCUCGUGUCUUGUCCAAAUUGGCUGAUAUGCAUAGCACAGAAAUUUCACUUCAGCAGCGACUAGAAUACAUUGCUCGAGCCAUUCUUAGUGCCAAAAGUUCCACUGCCAUUUCAUCAAUAGCUGCAGAUGGUGAAUUCCUUCAUGAAUUAGAAGAAAAAAUGGAAGUUGCUAGGAUCCAACUGCAGAUACAAGAGACACUACAAAGGCAGUAUUCUCAUCAUUCUUCCGUACAGGAUGCAAUUUCUCAGCUAGAUUCUGAGCUAAUGGACAUAACUAAGCUUUAUGGGGAAUUUGCUGACCCAUUUAAACUGGCGGAGUGUAAACUUGCAAUAAUUCAUUGUGCCGGUUAUUCAGACCCUAUAUUGGUGCAGACACUUUGGCAAGAUAUCAUAGAGAAAGAAUUGAAUGACAGUGUAACCUUGAGCUCUCCAGAUAGAAUGCAUGCUCUUAGUCUCAAGAUUGUUCUCCUGGGCAAAAUCUAUGCUGGCACACCACGCUUCUUUCCUUUAGAUUUUAUUGUACAGUUCUUAGAGCAACAAGUUUGUACUUUGAACUGGGAUGUGGGCUUUGUAAUACAGACAAUGAAUGAAAUCGGAGUGCCAUUACCUAGACUACUAGAGGUUUAUGAUCAGUUGUUCAAAUCACGGGAUCCAUUCUGGAACAGAAUGAAGAAGCCACUGCACCUUUUAGAUUGUAUACAUGUACUGUUGACAAGAUAUGUUGAGAAUCCUAGCCAAGUUUCAAAUUAUGAAAGGAGAAGAUUUACAAAUCUCUGCCUGGAUGCUGUUUGUGGUUAUCUGGUUGAGCUCCAGUCUAUGAGCUCCUCAGUAGCAGUGCAAACUAUCACUGGGAAUUUUAAAUCUCUUCAAGCUAAAUUAGAACGGCUUCAUUGAGUAUUGUAAUGUAUUUUCAUCCAUCCAUUUGAUCUGUGAAAUAAAGGCUCAGCUGGGUCCAGAUA
Molecule: messenger RNA, 4670 nt
Organism: Microcebus murinus (gray mouse lemur)
Lineage: Eukaryota; Metazoa; Chordata; Mammalia; Primates; Cheirogaleidae
Gene: NUP155
Product: nucleoporin 155
Biological process (GO): protein import into nucleus; protein localization to nuclear inner membrane; RNA export from nucleus
Cellular component (GO): nuclear pore; nuclear pore inner ring
Molecular function (GO): structural constituent of nuclear pore
Source: RefSeq, a predicted model, not a curated record